Molecule: messenger RNA, 1969 nt
Organism: Mugil cephalus (flathead mullet)
Lineage: Eukaryota; Metazoa; Chordata; Actinopteri; Mugiliformes; Mugilidae
Product: E3 ubiquitin-protein ligase RNF126-like
Exons: 9
Coding region: 55-1014 (319 amino acids)
Biological process (GO): protein ubiquitination
Cellular component (GO): cytoplasm
Molecular function (GO): ubiquitin protein ligase activity
Source: RefSeq, a predicted model, not a curated record
UCCCUUUCGACACCCCGUAGUCCUUCCUCCUCUCAGCCUGUUCAGUGGCUAAAGAUGGCGGAGGCUCCUCCAUGGCCCAGCCGGUUCUUCUGUCACAGAUGCUCCGCAGAGAUUAGUCCUCGGCUUCCCGAAUAUACGUGUCCAAGAUGUGAGUCAGGAUUUAUUGAGGAACUGCUGGAAGAGAGAAGUGCUGACAAUGGCUCCAUGUCUACCAUCGCCAGUGGGCCCCAGAACCAGCAGCCAUUCGAGAAUGCAGACCAGCACUUGUUCACAUUCCCUUCGGGCUACGGUCAGUUUGCGCUGGGUGUAUUUGAUGACAGCUUUGACUUUGGCGCGGGGCUGGGAACCGAGGACAACCGGGAUGCCGAAAACCGCCGGGAAAGGGAAACAGCGUCACGGCACCGAUAUGGCGCCAGGCAACCGCGAAGUCGUCAUGGUUCAAGACGACAAAUAGGGAGGCAAGAGGGAGUUCCAACCUUAGAAGGAAUCAUUCAGCAGCUAGUGAAUGGAAUAAUUGCACCAACUGCAAUGCCAAAUAUUGGUGUUGGACCCUGGGGCGUUCUUCACUCCAAUCCUAUGGACUAUGCCUGGGGUGCUAAUGGUCUUGAUGCUAUUAUAACACAGCUAUUAAACCAGUUUGAGAACACGGGGCCGCCGCCUGCUGACAGGGACAAAAUAAAAAGUCUUCCUACAGUACAAGUUACAGAUGAGCAUGUUGCUUCAGGUCUGGAAUGUCCAGUGUGUAAAGAAGAUUACAGUGUUGGUGAAAAUGUGAGGCAACUCCCAUGCAAUCACAUGUUCCACAACGAUUGCAUAGUCCCCUGGCUGGAACAGCAUGAUACUUGUCCAGUGUGCAGGAAAAGCUUGAGUGGACAGAACACAGCGACAAACCCUCCAGAACUAUCAGGGAUGAACUUUACCUCCUCCUCGUCCUCCUCCUCGUCCUCUUCAUCCUCCUCUACCCCCCAGUCCUCGAGUUCGACCAGCAACGAGAACUCCACUGACAACUCGUAGAAAGGACACGUGUCCUUACCACCCUAUGAGCUGUUUAUAGCUCCUAGGCUGCUGUACUUCAGAGCAGUCACCUCCAUUCUCUCCCUCCUCGAAGGGCAGAGACCUGAGUGCUUCCCUCCAGGCGCACUCACGCCUGAUUCAGGGGUAAGUGAUACAUGAGGCCCAUGUAUUUCUGCCCGUCCUGUUGCUCCCACCUUCACCAGGAACCUGAACAAAGGAAGGGCGGAGGCCUGGAGUGCAGCUUCUGUCAGGGAGGAUGUGGAGAAGCACGGACACUUCAAGAGGCGCGGUCUGCUUGAAUAUCACCUCAUACAAGAAGAGAAAAUAAAGGAGUCCAAAGGUAAAAGGCAAGAAACAACAAGACAUUUGCUGUUCUUUUUUUUUUUUUUUUUAAAUAAUUUCUAGACUUGUAUAAUUUAAGACGACCCGCUUUUGCCAAUGAAGCAAAACGAAGUGUAUAGUAAUUACUUUUUUUUUUAAAUAAAUAAGUUGCUUACAGAUAAUACAACCCAAAGUGCACGGUAGUGCGCUGCUGUGCACAGAGGUUUCUUCAUGGUUUGGAAGAAUAUUGCAUUGAUCCCUUUAUCUCUGACAAGUACAUUGAUAUUAUAUGAUUUUAUAUUCAAAUUCCAUUAGCCAUUUUCAUGAUUACCUGACACCACACAGGUACUGUUGUUUGCACUUGAAAUGUUGGGUCAAAAUGCAGUCAUGUUUUUGUUUGGCUAUUAAAGUUGAUUAUCAUUACUUAAGUACACCCUUUAGGAUUCAUUAAAAUGAUAUCUGAAACAUGGAUCCAUCUUUUCACACCACAUUCUUGGAAACAUUUCAGCACAUUUGUGCAUUUUAACAGAGAUAAAUAUUUUCUGACGUUGCCAUUUGAAAACGUGUUGAUUUGCAGUAUGAUCAUGUACAAGAAUAUGAACUGAAAAUAAAGUUGUUCGGGUGCUACCACUCA